Erigeron canadensis is the source of this 722-nucleotide messenger RNA. RefSeq names its product LOB domain-containing protein 27-like. The coding region runs from base 2 to 688 and encodes 228 amino acids. Lineage: Eukaryota; Viridiplantae; Streptophyta; Magnoliopsida; Asterales; Asteraceae. The transcript is spliced from 3 exons. The record is from RefSeq and is a predicted model, not a curated record.
GAUGAGGUCCAUAAUCUACGAAGCCAACAUGAGAGAACGGUUUCCUGUUCAUGGAUGUUUGACAAUUAUCGUUGAGUUACAUAAUCACAUAGAACAAGCUAGUAAAGAGCUUUAUGCUGUUCAGUCACAGCUCGAGUUCUACAAACAGCAACAACGACGACAACAACAACAUCAAGAGAUCUCUUUGUCCCCAAUGGACUCACCCGAGUCUCAAAAUUUACAAUCUUGUAAUCCGGGGCUAACCCUUUUUCAAAAUGAAGCUAUAGAUGAUACUACUCCUAAUAAUAAUCAACAAUAUGUUCAUGUGAACGCGUUACCGGUCUCUACAUACACCAAUACAGGAAAUCAGAAAGAGAAUAAUGAUGGAUAUAAUAACAACGCGUAUAAUAAUAAUGCAAUGUGGGGUGAACAAACAUAUGUUAAUCAUAAUAAUGGCAAAGAUCUAGUGUCAAUACAAUCUCAUCAUCAAAUGGUUAACACACAGCCAUUGAACAUCCAAGAUGAAGUAGUCCAUGACUAUGAUGAGAUCUAUCCUGUUUUUGAUACUAUUGAUGAUGAUCAAUCAUUUAUAGAUUCUAAGGACGCCGCCAAUGAAUCAAGCUCAGAAUCUUCCAUGCAACAUGUUAAGCUAAAUAAUGCAGAACUCCAGUUUGGAAUUGUGAUUAAUGAUUACCAAACAUUUGCUUAGAGGAGUUCAGAAAACAAAAGUACACAGCAAAAGA